Nycticebus coucang (slow loris) is the source of this 4146-nucleotide messenger RNA. It is a transcript of the gene GTF2IRD1, whose product is annotated as GTF2I repeat domain containing 1. NCBI's taxonomy places the organism in Eukaryota, Metazoa, Chordata, Mammalia, Primates, Lorisidae. Gene Ontology annotation, biological process: transcription by RNA polymerase II. The transcript has 27 exons. The record is from RefSeq and is a predicted model, not a curated record. Bases 290 to 3247 code for a protein of 985 amino acids. Gene Ontology annotation, molecular function: DNA-binding transcription factor activity. Gene Ontology annotation, cellular component: nucleus.
CUCCCCGCGCCGCCCCGCCCUCCGCCGCAGCCCGCGCCGGGGGUGGGGGCCGCCGCGCGCCAGCCCCCCGGCCAGCCGACCCCCCCACCCCCCUCCCCGCCGCUCCCUCCCCGCCCUCGCCGCGCCGUCGUCCUCGUCUCCUCUGCCUCUCCUUCCCCCGUUCUCCCGGAUUAAUUAAGGAGGCAGCGGCAGGAGGCUGAGUCCUGGCCGCGGGCCGGGGCCGGGACGCCGCUGGCAGGAGCGCUUGGGGAUCCUCCAAGAGCUUGACGUGUUCUUGAACCUGAUGUAAAUGGAGUCCUACAGCGUGACCUUCCCCUCCUGGGUUCUUCCAUCGUAUUUGCAAGAUUCGUCCAUGGUGGCAACCAUGGCCUUGCUGGGCAAGCGCUGUGACAUCCCUGCCAAUGGCUGCGGGCCUGACCGCUGGAACUCCGCCUUCACCCGCAAAGAUGAGAUUAUCACCAGCCUCGUGUCUGCCUUAGAUUCCAUGUGUUCAGCACUCUCCAAACUGAAUGCAGAAGUGGCUUGUGUCGCCGUGCACGAUGAGAGCGCCUUUGUGGUGGGCACCGAAAAGGGGAGAAUGUUCCUGAAUGCGCGGAAGGAGCUGCAGUCAGACUUCCUCAGGUUCUGCCGAGGGCCCCCAUGGAAGGAUCUGGAGGCAGAACACCCCAGGAAGGUGCAGCGGGUUGAGGGUAGUGGCCGGAGCAUCCCACAGGCCUCCCUGGAGCAUGGCUCGGACGUGUACCUUCUGCGGAAGAUGGUAGAGGAGGUGUUUGAUGUUCUUUAUAGCGAGGCCCUGGGAAGAGAAAGUGUGGUGCCGCUGCCCUAUGAGAGGCUGCUCAGGGAGCCAGGGCUGUUGGCUGUGCAGGGGCUGCCUGAGGGCCUGGCCUUCCGGAGGCCGGCUGAGUACGACCCCAAGGCCCUCAUGGCUAUCCUGGAGCACAGCCACCGUAUCCACUUCAAGCUCAAGAGGCCGCUGGAGGAUGGCGGGCGGGAAUCAAAGGCCCUAGUGGAGCUGAAUGGCGUCUCCUUGAUCCCCAAGGGGUCACGGGACUGCGGCCUGCAUGGCCAGGCCUCCAAGGUGCCACCCCAGGACCUGCCCCCCAGCACCACAUCCUCCUCCAUGGCCAGCUUCCUGUACAGCACCCCGCUCCCCAACCACACCAUCCGAGAGCUCAAGCAGGAAGCGCCCGCUUGGCCCCUCAUCCCCAGCGACCUGGGCCUGAGCCGGCCUGUGCCAGAGCCCAAGGCCCCUGGUGCCCAAGACUUCUCCGACUAUUGUGGACAAAAGCCCAUGGGACCUGGUGGGCCUCUCAUCCAGAACGUCCAUGCCUCCAAGCGCAUUCUCUUCUCCAUCGUCCACGACAAGUCAGAGAAGUGGGACGCCUUCAUAAAGGAAACCGAGGACAUCAACACACUGCGGGAGUGCGUGCAGAUCCUGUUUAACAGCAGAUAUGCGGAAGCCUUGGGCCUGGACCACAUGGUCCCUGUGCCCUACAGGAAGAUUGCCUGUGACCCGGAAGCUGUGGAAAUCGUGGGCAUCCCAGACAAGAUCCCUUUCAAACGCCCCUGCACAUACGGGGUCCCCAAGCUGAAGCGGAUCCUGGAGGAGCGACACAGCAUCCACUUCAUCAUCAAGAGGAUGUUUGAUGAGCGAAUUUUCACAGGGAACAAGUUUACCAAAGACCCCAUGAAGCUGGAGCCAGCCAGCCCGCCAGAGGAUACCUCUGUGGAGGUCUCUCGGGCCACCAUUCUCGACCUGGCUGGGAAUGCUCGGUCAGACAAGGGCAGCAGCAUCUCUGAAGAAUGCGGGCCAGGAACCUCUGGGGAGCUAAGCGGGCUGAGGCCGAUCAAAAUUGAGCCAGAAGAUCUAGAUAUCAUUCAGGUCACUGUCCCAGACCCUUCACCAACCUCUGAGGAAAUGACAGACUGGAUGCCUGGGUACCUACCGUCGGAGGAUUCUGGUUAUGGGAUGGAAAUGCUAACUGACAAAAGCCCCAGCGAGAACUCGAGGCCAGAAGAGAGGCCUGUGGAGGACAGCCAUGGUGACGUGAUUCGGCCCCUUCGGAAGCAGGUGGAGCUGCUCUUCAACACAAGAUACGCCAAGGCCAUUGGUGUCUCGGAGCCCAUCAAAGUGCCCUACUCCAAGUUUCUGAUGCACCCAGAGGAGCUGUUUGUGGUGGGGCUGCCUGAAGGCAUCUCCCUCCGCAGGCCCAACUGCUUUGGGAUCGCCAAGCUCCGGAAGAUCCUGGAGGCCAGCAACAACAUCCAGUUUGUCAUCAAGAGGCCUGAGUUGCUCACCGAGGGAGUCAAAGAGCCCGUCGUGGACAGUCAAGAGAGGGACUCCAGGGACCCUCUUGUGGACGAGAGCCUGAAGAGACAGGGCUUUCAAGACAAUUACGAUGCUAGACUCUCACGUAUCGACAUCGCCAACACACUAAGGGAGCAAGUCCAAGACCUGUUUAAUAAGAAAUAUGGGGAAGCCUUGGGUAUCAAGUACCCAGUCCAGGUCCCCUAUAAGCGGAUCAAGAGUAACCCUGGGUCUGUGAUCAUCGAGGGGCUACCCCCAGGAAUCCCGUUCCGAAAGCCCUGCACCUUUGGCUCCCAGAACCUGGAGAGGAUCCUUGCUGUGGCUGACAAGAUCAAGUUCACAGUCACCAGGCCUUUCCAAGGACUCAUCCCAAAGCCUGAUGAAGAUGAUGCAAACAGACUAGGGGAGAAGGUGAUCCUCCGGGAGCAGGUGAAGGAGCUCUUCAAUGAGAAAUACGGUGAGGCCCUGGGCCUCAACCGACCUGUGCUGGUCCCUUACAAGCUGAUCCGGGACAGCCCAGAUGCCGUUGAGGUCACGGGCCUACCCGAUGACAUCCCUUUCCGGAACCCCAACACAUACGACAUCCACCGGCUGGAGAAGAUCCUAAAGGCCCGGGAGAACAUCCACAUGGUCGUCAUCAACCAGCUCCAACCUUUUGCAGAAAUCUGCAAUGAUGCCAAGGUACCAGCCAAAGACAGCAGCAUUCCCAAGCGCAAGAGGAAGCGGGUCUCUGAAGGAAAUUCCGUCUCCUCUUCCUCCUCGUCUUCUUCCUCGUCCUCUAAGCCGGAGUCUCUAGCAUCCACCAAUCAAAUUUCACUUGUGGUAAAGUUGCACAAAUCUGGACUCGACCACUCUUCUCUUUGGCCUUCACCCCUCACUCGGGCAAGGCCAUCUACACCAGGAUGUGGGUUUGGGGUACAGGGAGGUACUGGACUCUGAGUGGGGCCUUCCAGCCUCGGAGGUGCAGACACAUCUGCCUGUGCUACCCCUGAGAUAGUCUGUUCCUCUCAUCAGGCGCUCACUGGCACCCAGGCCGGAAUUCACAUCCCGGUCAGGCAGCUGGGCCAGUCGAGGUCCAGGAGAGGGAUGGGACUUGCCCACACCCCCAGCAGGGCUCCCUGCCACGCCAUGACCCUGCAAGGUGCCGGUGCUACCUACAGUGUGUAGAUGAGGACAACAGGAGUCUGAGGGCGGGUGGACUCCACUGUGGCCCCGCUGUUCCCUGUUAGAUGAAGAACUCACUUCCAAAGCUCUGUCUGCCAUAGUACUGGGUUUAGUUCUUCCCCACCUGAAAGGAAACCUCAUUAAGGGCCUACACUGGAAAGGUUUUUAUUUCAAAAUACUAGCUUUGAAAUCCUGAGUCCAAAUGAGGAGAAUAUUUGAGCACAUUUGAAAAUGCUUUUGGAUUUCUUGAUCCUCUGACUGUAUCUCCCUUCAACACCAUCCUGGAGAACCCAAGACUUCAGGCUUUGCCUUUAACCCCACGUGGGUGUCUGAAUGCCCACAGAGGGUCCCUAGCUCCUGCAGCCCCUAGAGAGACAGGGCAGCUCUCAUGUGAGGUUGAGUUCACAGGGUGAACACCUGGGCUGAGCCAGUCCUCACGCUCUGGUCCCUAGGCCUGUGCCACGUGACCAGACCCUGGAACACAGGUGGGACAGUGAAAAGGCUCCAGCUCAGGCUCCAUGGCCACUACUGAACCUUGGACAGGUCACAUCCCCUCUCUGGUCCUCAGUGGCCUCAAAAUAAAUAGCAUCUGAGGAAGCCCUUCAGAAAGCAGAGUUAAGUGUUCUGGUAUUCUUUCUGCGUCACCUGGAAUCCUAACCCAGUACAUUUGUCCC